Messenger RNA from Trypanosoma theileri, 1365 nucleotides. RefSeq lists its product as uncharacterized. Bases 1 to 1365 code for a protein of 454 amino acids. The record is from RefSeq and is a predicted model, not a curated record. NCBI's taxonomy places the organism in Eukaryota, Euglenozoa, Kinetoplastea, Trypanosomatida, Trypanosomatidae. The transcript has a single exon.
AUGAUUGAGUCGACAACCGCAGCUCCAGGGAAGCUGGAUUUUGAAGCAUCACUAAAGCACUGGUCUAGCCCUUCUAAUUUAAUUGAUAUUUAUAAGAACCACUCUUCAGCUUAUGCAGUAGCGGGAUAUCUUCAAGAAUUUUUACCACAUUCCAUGAAAUAUCCUGCUCAUAUAAAUAUUGUAGAGAAAGAUAAAGGACGUGCAAUUUCCCUAUGUUUCCUUUUACGUACUUUUCCCAAAGAUAGAUCUACUGCAUACUUGGUGGACGUUGGUGUUAUGAUACCACAUGGUUUUCCAGCCUCAUCCCCAAAGUGUCGUGUACGAAUACGGGAUCUCAACCAAAAAUUAACGGAUAAUGCAUUUUUAGAUGGUUUUAUUGUACCACUUCAACGUUUAACAAUGUUGAGUAAUAUACAGUCUCCUUAUCCUAUCAUUAGGAUCAUAGAGGCAGUGAAGAGAGAAAUGGAGGAGGAUAUAUACUGUUUUGCUAAAGGAGCUGAGUCCUACUGUAACAAUAAGGAUAGUCAAAACUACUCUCAAGGAGAAGGUAUUACGACUACUGUUACCCUUGGUUCAUUAGAUAAACCAACAUACCCCAUUAUGAAGGCUAAGUUACCUCCACUAAAGGGAAUAACCACUCCUUCACCUGUGAUUAUUAAUAACAAGUCUCGGGUACGUUUGUUAAAAGAGGCGGCUGGAGCCAUUUUUAAGUUGCAAUUACGACAGGCAAAAUCUUACCUUGACUUGAGAGAGGAAAGCUUUCCUUUAUUAUGUCGCCUUUACAAAAAAAGAGAAUUUAUGCUACAAGAAGUUUAUGAAAUGCGAUUAGUUAAAAAUAAUCUUUAUCAAAUGUAUAAUCUUUCAGAAAGAUCGUUACACAAGACAGAGUCUGUGCGUCUUAUUGCGGACUCUCCAGAAGUGCAUUCCACGUGUAUUGUGCCUGCGGAUGAACUACAGGCCCGUGCCCUUGAACUGUUAGGAGAGAUUCAUGCCUCAGAUGACUCGCUUGAACUUCUUGAGAGAUCGCUAAAGGCUGGACAGUUGUCAUGUGAAGAGUACGUGCGACGGGUAUCGGAUGUUGGCCGAGAACAAUUUGAGGCACGAUUUCUCUUUGGACGAGUGACAGAGGCCGUAAACCGCAGUGCGACGGGAACGGGACCUCGUUUACCACAAAAUACACCUCGCGCAAAUGCGGCCCAACGACAUACGGGCGAGCCUAUUAAAGUACCAACAAAGUUAGAGAAUGAGGAAGUUUUGUUGAGAGAGUUUCCAGAGGUUGGUACAGAGAUGAUUAAGGCAGUAUUAAAUCUUGCUAAUGGAAGUUUGUCAGAAGCCCGUGUGCAGUUAAAGGCAAUGCUCUCGUAG